AUGGCGCAACAUCAACCGGCCAAACAUCAAUCCAUCGAAUUCAUAGUAGCAACAUCUACUUCAUCUCUUAGUAGAAAACAACAACGAACUAUUCGCAGUCAUGCAUCUCGGGGAAGGAAUAAAAAGCGACAGCGUCCACAACUCAGAUCCUGGAUUCUACAACAAAAUGGUUGUCCAUCAUUAGUAGAUGACCAAUAUACUUCAAUACCUCCGCGAGUUGGCUGGGAUCUUUCUUUUUUCGACUUUCCUAUAGAGAUUCAGCCUUAUAUGCAAGGUGAUCUGUCUUUAGCUUUGUCUCCGUUGAGAGAAGCUUUAUAUCCUCCGGAAAUCUGCUUACAGGUGGACCCUGCGUCUAGUUCCUGGACCACGGCACUUCUUACUGAUUCAGUAUACUUACACUGCACGCUAUUUUCAGUUGAGGCAUAUCUUGAGGCAUGCCUUCAAAAAUCUCAAGGCCCACUUACGCACUUCUAUUUCCAAAAGACAAUCCGACUCCUGCAAGACAGAUUAGAUAGACCUGACGACCCGCAAACGAUUUCAGAUCCCACUAUAAUGGUAGUAUCCGUUUUAGGAUUGACAGCAGAGGUAACUGGAGAUUCUAUGGCUGCAAAGAAGCACAUGGAGGGGCUGCGAAGAAUGGUUGAUCUGCGAGGAGGGCUUGAGAUGCUGCGAUUUGACAAUGCUCGACUACCCGCCAAGGUUUGCCGCAUUGAUCUCGUGCUAGCUCUUAGAUUUGGGAUCGAACCAGUUUUCUUCAACAGUACAGUACCCUGGAGGUCAUUUGUUGACCAUGGUCUAAUUGGAAAGAGUAAAGGGGCUUUAGCAAAUAAUGAAGAAGUUUCAAGGAUCUUGAGUACUCUUGAUAAGAGACUGACGAAUAUUUGGAACGACUUGAAGGAGUUUUCUCAAAUCUGCAACCUUGCAUCCCAAACAGCUCAUAAGCUCUCGCCAAAUAUUUUCAGCGAAAUUAUGAUUUCGAUUUACUAUCGACUAUUAAGUCUUAAAUUUAAAGAUGACCCGGCUGCAGAAGCCAUUCGCGUCGCGAUGAUGGCCUUUGGGGCAGGUAUAUUUUUCCAAUGGAGGGGCAUCAAACAGCGACUGGCAUACCUCGACAGUCUUUCGCAAUCGUCUCUUUCAAAUUUGAAGGAAUCACAAAUCCGACUGCCUCCUCUUUUUAUCCUAUGGCUAUUGGUGGUUCAGAUUUCCGCAUUUGCACAGCUGCCACCUAUCAACCAUUUAAGACUAUGGGUUGAUGAUGCUGUUUCACAAUUGCGCAUUUCCAAUUGGAAACAAGGUCGCCAAAUGUUAAAAUCGGUGAUGUGGAUUGACUAUUGCCAUGAUAAAUUGCUUGAUGAAGUAUGGCUAGUAAACGCUUUAAAUUCCGAUGGUUAUCAUUAAAGCUGGGUAAUAUUAAUUUAACUACCUUAGAAUAGCCUAUUAAAACAGUUAGAAUGCCU
Messenger RNA from Trichoderma asperellum CBS 433.97, 1457 nucleotides. RefSeq lists its product as uncharacterized. NCBI's taxonomy places the organism in Eukaryota, Fungi, Ascomycota, Sordariomycetes, Hypocreales, Hypocreaceae. The record is from RefSeq and is a predicted model, not a curated record.